Messenger RNA from Saccharomycopsis crataegensis, 1206 nucleotides. It is a transcript of the gene MNN11, whose product is annotated as alpha-1,6-mannosyltransferase. Gene Ontology annotation, biological process: protein N-linked glycosylation. Gene Ontology annotation, cellular component: mannan polymerase complex; Golgi membrane. Gene Ontology annotation, molecular function: alpha-1,6-mannosyltransferase activity. The transcript has a single exon. Lineage: Eukaryota; Fungi; Ascomycota; Saccharomycetes; Ascoideales; Saccharomycopsidaceae. Bases 1 to 1206 code for a protein of 401 amino acids. The record is from RefSeq and is a predicted model, not a curated record.
AUGCAUUUGGCCUUUCCUCAAAAGAAUUUCAAGCCCAAAGCGGGAGGGAUUUCGAUAUUUGCAAAGCUCCAAAGAAAUAAGAAGUUUAUUUCAAUUAUAAUAUUCCUCUUCACCCUCUAUUACUUAUUAUUCCGCGAGAGUUCAUCUGCUUUCUUCAAUUUGGAUUCAAGAAAAUUACCAGAAGCUCACGGGUUAUACAAUGACGAAACAUUGACCACAAGAACCCUCAUUUUCCCACCAGUUGAACACGCUCCAUUAUUGAAACAACUUGGUGUUAGCUUGUUAUUCCCAGUCGCCCAUAAUGGAAUUGACAAAAAAGCUAUCUACGAUCAAGCUCCAGCUCUCGAGGAAACUGCAAAGGACACCCUCGAAGAUCAAACCAGAAACGUCAGAGAAGCAUUCAAGAACACUGGUAAAUUGGUUUUCGACCACAAAAAUAGAAAAUCUCCAGAAGUGGUCAUUGUGACUGAUAUUGAUUUUGAAAAAUAUGAAUUGAAUCAUCUCACGAAAAUUGUGCAAAACAGAGUUGAUUAUGCCCAAGCAAGACACUAUGGUAUCUACGUUAGAUGGACUCAAGAAUUUUUCCCAAGUGUCAGCGAAGAUAAAAAUGAUAAUAGCUGGGUCAGACUUCUCAUAUUGAGAGCCGCCAUGCACGCCUUCCCAGAGUCCAAAUACUUUUGGUAUCUUAAUCAAGAUGGUGUUAUUGUGAAUUAUGACGCCGAUAUCAUUCAAACAUUAUUGACUCCAGAAAAAUUGAACCCAUUAUUAUUGAAAGACCGUCCAGUUGUUCCUCCAAGUGGUGCCAUACAUACUUACAAAAAUACCAAGCCGGAAAAUGUCAAGUUCUUGAUCACCCAAGAUGAAAGAGGUCUUAACACUAACUCUUUCAUCAUGGUUAAUGAUUUAUAUGGAAGAGCUUUGUUGGAAUUCUGGUCUGACAAAUUAUACAGAAACUAUAAUAAUUUCCCACUCAAAGAGGCCAGCGCUUUGAUGCAUAUUUUACAGUGGCACCCAGUUAUCCUAUCGAGAACUGGGUUAAUACCCGCUAGAACAAUUGCUUCAUCCCAUAGUGUGGUUGAGAAUACCGAUGAAAACAAUGAUAUCUUUUAUAAGAAGGGUGAUUUGGCUGUUAUCUUGAAAGACUGUCAAAUUAGAAAAUCCUGUGAAACCGAGUUUGAUACGUAUUGGAGCAAGUUGCAUAAGUGA